Molecule: messenger RNA, 1593 nt
Organism: Colletotrichum scovillei
Lineage: Eukaryota; Fungi; Ascomycota; Sordariomycetes; Glomerellales; Glomerellaceae
Exons: 3
Coding region: 503-1315 (270 amino acids)
Source: RefSeq, a predicted model, not a curated record
GGGGAAGAUGGGAAGGAAUGCAUAUGCGUAUGUCCAUUGGGAUAGGUAGAGGUAGAUAAAAUCACUGCGGUCCCCCUCCCCUCCCGUCUCCUCUUGAGCUGUCCCUCUGGUGGAAGAAGUGAUUGGUGUACCUGUCGAGCUUUGCUUUAUCAAAGUUUUUCUUGGCUUGCACCUGGACGGACGUCUCUCGACUUUCGACAACCUCGCCGCAAAAUCGGAAUCUCUCAUACUGAAGUGACUGGGGUGGAAGAAGGAACCAAGCGCUCUUGCUCCCUGUUCAAGCUUGCCUGCUUAUCGCCGCACCGCAACGCACCUUGGAUGACGUUUUGCCCACCUCAGAUGAACAGGAAGUGAAAAGGAAUUAAACGACCGCAACUUCCGGAGCUCUCCAAUACUCAUAUUUCUCAAAAAAUACCAUACAAGCCAAAGUCGCACAAAAGUUUGGAGCUUCAAAAAAAAAAGUCGAUACAGCCAAAGUAAAACGGCGGAAAAUCCAGCCAAAAUGCAAAUCGGACGCCUCCUUUCGACGAUCGUCGUUGGUCUCACCAUCGCGCAAGCCACACCGAUCCAAGAUAAGACUUCAGCCUCAACCCCCGAUGUGGAAGAGCGCAAGGAAUCACGGGCCAAGGCACCCAAGUAUUUUCAGGAAUCAGACUUCUCAAUCCACUACGACGCCCGCUUCGCCACAAAACCCCUCAACGCAACAGCCCAGCGCGAAGCAGUACAGGUCCUGAUCCAGACCUACCUCGCCACCCUCCGCGACAUCGGCGUCCAGACCUGGCUCAUGCACGGCUCCCUCCUCGGCUGGUGGUGGAACAAGCAGACGCUCCCCUGGGACUCGGACGCCGACGUCCAAGUCACCGAGAACGGCAUCAACUUCCUCGCCGCCUACUACAACAUGACCACCUGGUACUACAAGUACCCGACCAUCCCGCAGGGCCGCUACUUCCAGCUCGAGGUGAACCCCAACUACGUCCACCGGGGGCAGGACAACUUCGACGAGGACAACGUCAUUGACGCACGCUGGAUCGAUAUGGACAAUGGCCUGUUUAUCGACAUCACUGCCGUUCGCUAUGUCGAGGAUCACCCCGAGGGCGAGGGUGUGCUGGCGACCAAGAACGGCCACGAGUUCCGCGAUACAUUCCUGUAUCCCUUGCUCGAUACCACUUUUGAGGGUGUCAAGGCCAAGAUUCCUUACAAGUACAAGGAGAUGCUUAUCUCUGAGUAUGGAGAGAAGGCUUUGACAAAUCAGGAAUUCAUGAACCAUAAAUUCAUUGACAGCAAGAUGCAAUGGAUUCCUACUGAUGAACUCUGAAUCAAAAGGCAUAGGCGGCUGUACGACUUUCACGGAUAGGUGUAUGGGCUCAGGCGUUUGUGUCAAACUUUCGGACAAGGUGUCCGCUUUUAAAACUGAUCAGUCUUCAUUUGUGGCGUUAGGGAAUACCCAAAGCUCUGAUUUCAAUAAGAAAAAUGCCAAUUUUCGCUUCAACCCAAACCUGUUGCUGCAUGCUCGCUGUCCAUAUCAAACUGCUCCUCAUGUCUCAGACCUAGUCCUUGUCAAUAUCCUCGACCACCGCCUCCGCGAUAGCACCG